Messenger RNA from Parnassius apollo (apollo), 2337 nucleotides. NCBI's taxonomy places the organism in Eukaryota, Metazoa, Arthropoda, Insecta, Lepidoptera, Papilionidae. The record is from the annotation of a GenBank genome assembly.
AUGGUUUUGUUUAAGGACUUAGAUUUAAAAGAAGAAGAGGAGCAAAAGUCCAAUUUGAGCUCUUCAAAGAAGAGAAGAUUAAGGCGAAAAAAGCUUUGGGCUGCAAGGAAUGCACAUGUAAUAAGAAGUAGGACCAUAAGUAAUGCAAAAAUAGUUCAGCCACCAGACUUCAAUGUACCAAAAGAAGUACCAACUGUACCUCUGAGAAGUGUAAGAGAAGAAUUUUAUAGUGUUGUUGUGAAUGGAGAAAGUAAUGUUAGCAAAAAUAUAGCAUAUUUUUCACAUGUAGAUAGUUUUAUUAGUAAUUUAGAAAAAGAAAUGUCAUCUAAAGAUUUUUCAAAAUCAAGAGAGGAUGUACUGGCUGCUAGAGAAGAAAAGAAAUUAAGUAAACAAAAAGCAAAGAAAAAGUGUGAAACCCCACAAGCGGAGAAAAUCAUUUUACCUGAUUCACAAAUACAAAGUGUACAAAAUGAUGUAUUACUAAAUAAAAACCAUGUAGAUGAAUCUGAUCAAGGUACUGAAAAACUAAAUACAAAUACCUCAUUAAAAACGAAAUCUGUUGAAGAGGAUAACAAAAAAGAUGAGAAAUUAACAAAUACUUCACUCAAAGGAAAAGAUGAGGUAGACAGGGCUAUUAAAGAAGAAAAUAAAAUAGAAACAGAAAAAGUCACAAAAGAAUAUAAAACAGAGGAUGUAAGUGUAAUACAAAUUGAUUCUAAAAGUAAGGAAAACACAACAGAGAGUUCAUGUACAUUAAAAACUGUUGAAAAAACCAAAGAACAAAUUAAAGCUGAAAGAAUUGCAAAAAAGGCUGCCAAACAAGCAAAGAAGAAAAUAGUUGAUUGUGAGGGACCUAUUGAGAGUAGUAAAAAAUCUACUGAUAUUAACAUUGUGCCUAUAAAAAUUGAAAGUAGUAAUGUUGAAGAAUCUAAAGUAAGUGACAAUAAAAAUAAGAUUAUUGAUACAGCUACAGAAAAAGAACUAACAGUCAGAGAUGUAGUAGAAACAUUAAAAGAUAUUGUGAAUGUAUCGAAAGAAGUUCAAGCAAUUACAGAUAAAGUUAAAGCAAUUGAUUUUGGAGGAAAGAAGUCUGAAGAAACUGCCAAAAGUAAGGCUGAACUGAAAGCAGAAAGGAGAGCAAAGCAAGAGGCACAAAGGGCAGCCAAACAAGCACAACAGAAAUCAAGUGCUAAAACUAAAGCUAAAGAUGAAAAUGAAUCUAAAGAGAAACAGAAACAAUCUCCAAAACCAAAGUCAGUAGAAAAACCUAAGCCAAAAACUCAAAGUAUGCACAGAGUUAAUUGGUUCCAGCAUUUGUAUACAGGGCAUGACAAAGAGGCGCUAAAGAAGAUUGCACUCAACUCCAAUUUGCAUCCUGCAGUUAUCAAACUAGGUGUACAAUUGGCAUGUCAAGUAGUGACUGGAUCAAAUGCUAGGUGUAUUGCACUUUUAGACGCUCUCAAGAAGAUGGUUAGAGACUAUAGCCUGCCAGCCAAGACAGAGUUCGCCCGAGGGUUGGAAUCUCAUCUGGCGGCUAGUUUAGAAUUCCUGUGGGCAAUGAGGCAGCCAUCCGCAUCGCAAACAAAUGCAGUGAAACAUUUCCGGCGCCAAUUAACGCAACUGCCCAAUAAUGUCGAUGAAUUUGAUGCUAAGAAGACCCUUCAGGAAGAGAUUGAUCGGUAUAUCAGAGAACAAAUAGAUAUGGCGGGUGAAGCGAUCAGUAUAGCAGUGCGAUACAAAAUAUCUAAUGGGGACAACAUUUUAACAUAUGGAUGCUCGUCGCUGAUCGAGCGUAUCCUGUGCGAGGCGUGGGAGAGCGGCGUGCGGUUCCGCACGGUGGUGGUGGGUGCGCGCGUGGGCGGCGCACGCGAGAUGCUGCGCCGCCUGGCCGCACGCGCGCUGCCCGCCACCUACGCCGACAUCACCGCCGUCAGCUUCCUUAUGCCACACAUGAACAAGGUGAUCCUGGGUGCUGGGUCGCUGCUGAUGAACGGGUCGGUGCUGGGCGCCGUGGGCAGUGCGCAGGUGGCGCUGGUGGCGCGCAGCUGCAACGUGCCCGUACUAGUGGCCUGCGAGACGCACAAGUUCUCCGAGCGCGUGCAGACCGACGCCUUCGUCUACAACGAGCUCGGUGACCCAGAUGACUUGAUCGACAAAACUGACGAGAAUUCGCCUUUGAAGGACUGGCGAUCGAACCCUAACCUGACGUUAUUAAACCUAACUUACGACGUUACGCCGCCCAGCCUCGUGACCGCCGUGGUCACAGAACUAGCCAUUUUGCCUUGCACAAGUGCCCCUGUCGUUUUAAGAUUUAAGCUUUCAGAAUAUGGCAUGUAA